Messenger RNA from Alternaria rosae, 4182 nucleotides. Its product is annotated as ankyrin repeat domain-containing protein. NCBI's taxonomy places the organism in Eukaryota, Fungi, Ascomycota, Dothideomycetes, Pleosporales, Pleosporaceae. The transcript has a single exon. Gene Ontology annotation, molecular function: protein binding. Bases 169 to 3819 code for a protein of 1216 amino acids. The record is from RefSeq and is a predicted model, not a curated record.
CAAAAGAACGGGAAAGGUCGGGAGCGUACUUGUCAAGCUCCUGCCGCUCUUGUAGCUUUCUUCUGCUGUGGGUAUACAGAUGCUUUUCUCUACCCUGCAUAUUUCCUUUUGUCGGUGUCCUGAACCCUGAUUGUCUGCUUUAUCAGGCCUUGAUGUCAGGUUGCGAGCAUGAAAUCUAAGUCCUGCAGUUGUCUUACUAGCAGAUACUCAAGCGACAUGGAGCCCCCAAUUCCCCGCAAUAUCGACCUUGACCUAGAUCGGGACACGACGAGGCCGACUGCGUUGAAACGCAAGGGCUCAACACUCCAAACGUCGGUGGAGGUUAUGAGAUGCAAGUUUGGGAAGCCAGCGGGUUCACCGGAGGGUAAUGGCGAGUUCAAGCCAUCGAAAGACUGGACACCGAUAUACUAUGCUGUCUACCACCAACGAGAGGCAGCGCUUUCACAUUUCCUACGCGCUGGCGCAACGCCGAAUGAUGUCGCUGGCUUGGGACUACCACCGCUAUGCAUCGCCAUUGCCAACGGCUACGCCAGCCUCGCGAGAGUACUUCUGGACGCCGGCGCAGAAGCCGAUGCUGCAAUCAAGGCCAGCGGCGAAACAGCCCUUCACAUAGCCGUCAAGAAUGGCCGCAGCGAUCUCAUCGAACUUUUGAUCCCAUACGGACCUAACCUCGAGACGAAAACAAACGAAUCUGGCGAGACCCCUCUUCAUUACGCAGCUUCGAAGUCCGGAUCCUUAGCCACAGUCAUGACCUUGCUCAAGCAUGGCGCUAGCUACGAAGCCCCCAACGCUCGCGGUGAGACGCCAGCAGAAGCCGCUCUACACGCCAAUAACAUCCAGGGCGCCGUAGCAAUCAUCAAUGCCGCACAUGGAAAGCGUAACAAGCUCGAGAAGGAGAGGGAGAUGCUGCUGAAGCACGUGAAGAAGACACAGGGCCGUUUCUCGGUAGGCAAUGACCUCAUCGCGGACAUCUUCGCUGCAGCUUGCGAUUCGGAGUCCAACGUUCUUGUGGAGGCCAUCAAGAGGGAUGACGCGAGUUUGGUGGAGAUGUUCUUGGAGAAAGGCUCGGAUCCAGAUCGCGAGACCGCCAACGGCCUCCGCCCCAUCUUCGUGGCAUUGGAGUGCGCUGGAGCGCCGGUAAUCACCGCACUCCUGAAGCGCAAUCCUGAUCUUACCAUUCGCGACCGCAAGGACCUCACUGUACUUCAGGCCACUUUCGAAAGUCCAUUGGCUCAGGAGAAAGAGACUAUGUCUAUCAUCCUGGGUGCAUUGCUGGAGCAGGGCGCGGAUGCUACAGUGACUUAUCCGGACGGCAAGACACUGCUCCAUCACGCCGUAUCUCCACGGUUCAGCCACCCCAAAAUCGCGCUUCAGCUCAUCGACGCUGGCGCAGAGGUCAAUGCAAGGGACCAAGACGGCGAUACACCUCUACAUCUCGCAACGCACAACAGAGUCUGCACAGAGCUGUUGCUAAGACAAGAAGCAAACGCUGAUCUUACUAAUGCUGAAGAACUUACGCCUUUGCUCAACGCUACAACGAACAGUACAAAGGACCAGGAGCCAGAUCUGGAGUCUCUCAUCAAAGCAUCUGACCUACGUAAGACCAACAUCAACGGACAAACAGCUUUACAUCUCGCCGCAACCAAUGGACUGGAGAGGACGGUACAGUCGUUACUACAAGCUCGCGCGAACACAGCCAUCGGCGACAAGGACAAGAACACGCCGCUUCUUCUCGCCGUAAAGCAUCACCAAUGGUCCAUCGUACCACUGCUCACGAUACCACCGAGCAUCAACUCUUGGGAUGAGGACGGCAUGAGUCCUCUUCAUCUCAUUGCUUGCACCAUACCCAAAGCGCCGGCGACAUGGAACGACAUCGCUGCCAUUGUUGGCCCCUUCUGCGAACGCGGCGUCAGCAGAACUACGCGCGAGCGAUCAGGUGCAACACCGCUUAUUCUUGCUAUCAAAACACUUCCAGAGGACGGCCUACCUGUGAUCGAGGCUCUACUAGCACAGAAGGCAGACCGUAAAGCGAGUCGGAACUGCGUCAACCACGAAGACCACCAAAAGCAAGAUGCGCUGUUCUACGCGGUGACGACAGGCAAACCCGUCUUCGUAGAUGCGUUGCUCAAGCACGGUGCUACGUUCGACUUUGAAGAUUGGGUACCUGGAACCAGCCAGUUGCAGCCUUCGGUCGAGGCCGAUAAGCAGAUUCUCAAGCUCUUCGCACAGUACGAGUGGAUGAAGCGGGCCGGGGCAUUGCGAAGACGGCCCAGCAAUCCAGUCGCUGAAGUUUCGUCCUUUUCCACGACGUUGCCUGUUAAGGACCUUGAGCAGAUGAUCGCGAUGGGUUUGGACGUUAAUGCUUUACCGCGAUCAGCACUGGGGGUCUCUUUAAUAUGCGCGGUCCUACGCCAUAUUACACUACAACCGCCAAUGCCAGCGGAGUACAUUUUGGAUAUACUCAAUGUUGUCCUGGACGGAGGCGCUAACCCGAAUGCGGGCAUCCCCCGGAGCUCAAGGCGUUCACCAUCACCACAGUCUGCGUCAGAGGCAACGCAGACCUCGGUCUUGAACCAGCAUCCAAUCACCUUUUUACUUGAGGAGUGCCCUGACGUCGCAUUGGAUGUUCUGACACUGCUGGUAGCAAAGGGUGCCCAACUUACUAUCGCGUCUCCGUUUUCCAAUGGCCGCUUACCACUGCACUCAGCAGUCGUGGCGCAUCGCUUUGACGUGGUGCAGGACUUCCUGCUGCACGGGGCGGACGUGAACAGUCUCGAUAACAAGGGACGAACACCACUCUUCAUGGCCGCUGAAGGUGGGGAUUGGGAGAUCUUGAACUUGUUGCUUCGCAGCGGCGCCAGCAUGGACACGCUCGAUGUCGAGAACAACACGCCCUUGCAUGCCGCAGCUGUCGGUGGCAAUGAGAACAUUGCCUCCUCGCUCCUCCUUGAAGGCGCUAAAGCGAACGUGAAGAACGUGGCCGGCCUGACACCAAUGGCGUGUGUAGGCGACAACUAUUCAGAGGAAGGGAGAAGCCUCAUCGUAGCCAUGCUCAAAGAUGCCGAAGAGAAGGAGGAGAAAGACGAGAAGGACCAACGGAAACGCAUCGAAGCAACCGCCGCACACGAAGCCAAGAUCCAGCAGCUGAAGGAUGACGAAGCGAAAGCGAAACUACAAAAAGAACAAGACGCAAAAGCUCGCAUCCAAAAGGCCAACGAAGAGGCCGCAGCUCAACGUCUUCCCCAACAACAACAACAACAACAGCAACAACAGUCCCUCCCUGCCCCAAUGCCCACAUCCCCACCACUACCCACUACCCGCAAACCCUCCUUCCUAUCCCGAAAGACCUCGCUCUUCUUCAACAAGUCAAAAGUCACGACCCCGACCCUCCAAUCCGACACCCUCCCCAAACCAAAGCAAACAUCCAUGCUUCGUCUCCGCAUCAACACACCACCCACCAAACAACAACCCCACCCCAACUCAGACCUCGGACCCCCCGUCAUCCCCAACCGCGCCAUCCCCUCCCCCCACAUCCUCGCCAGCCCCGACUUCUUCAGCACAGAGUUCAACAACAUGAUGGAUCCACGGCCUGUUAUCGCGCUGCCGGCGGCUAUACAGCGGCGGACGACUGCGGCGCGGGUUGAUAGCGGGUUGAGUGAGAGGCGCAGUAGUAGUAGUGUGAUGGGUAUAUUGGAUCUAGAGAAGGUGAAUGAGAAGUUGACGAGUCCGAAGGUAGGGUGUAAGAGGGAGAGUCAGAGGGAAAGUAAUGGGGAGUUGGCGGAUUGGUUGGCGUUGACGAAGAUGAUGGAUGGAUUGUAAGCGUUCUUUGAUGUUUCCUUGUUUCGUUUCUUGUAACUUUACGACUUUUCCUGUGUAUACCCAACGUGUUCUUCUUUUCUUUUCUCGGUGUUUCGUCAAUUCUUCGCUGGCAAUUAUCUUUUCGGCAUAUUCUGGAGUGCGUUGCGAUUUCCUUUGUGGUAUUAGCAGUACUAUUUGCCUAGGCGUACACGAUGCUGGGAGGUACAUGUUGAUACCCUGUCUUUUGAGUACACACAAUACACCUUUUUAAACUGACUUGUUUUUGGAUAUGCUUCUGUCGCGACUGAAGUUUCUUCACAAGCUUUGCUGAGCUCGAUGUCAGAUACUUUUUUGAAGCGUAUGAUGCCACCAUCACAACAUAUG